Molecule: messenger RNA, 1906 nt
Organism: Pocillopora verrucosa
Lineage: Eukaryota; Metazoa; Cnidaria; Anthozoa; Scleractinia; Pocilloporidae
Source: RefSeq, a predicted model, not a curated record
GGCGGAUGAAAUAAGGUUCUGUGUAGUGCGUUGUAUUUAUUCAGAUUUUGAAUAAUAUCUCGGUAAGGAAAUUAUCAGACGACACAUUUGAGGCACAUAUCUGUUUAACAUGGCGAAGACAAGGAAAAAGUCAGGUCCAGAGAAAACGGCCAAGAAAUCCAACAGCAGCAUGAACCCAGACCGUCCAAAACCAGCAGCGGGUUCAAACAUGAGAGACAAAGCAACAGUUAACAGACUUAAGAUGUACAAAUCAGGAGGAAAGGCUGUAAGGAACAAGAAAGGAAAAAUAGUGAAGCCUGCUCCCUUUCAAAGCUCUGUUGCUUCAGGAGAAGUGGCACGAGUGGCUCCAAACAGAAAAUGGUUUGGAAACACAAGGGUGAUAUCACAAAAUGCUUUGCAAUCAUUCCAAGAUGAAAUGGGAAAAGUUCUCAAUGAUCCGUACAAGGUUGUGAUGCAGCAAAGUAAACUGCCAUUGUCUUUGUUGAAUGACAAGGUACAGUCAGCCAGAGUACAUAUUCUGGACACAGAAAGUUUUGGAACGACCUUUGGACCCAAAGCACAACGCAAAAGACCAAACCUUAAGGCAGCUGAUAUGAAGGGUUUUAUGGAAGCUGCACAGGUGUCAUCAGAAAUGUAUGAUGAAGAGAAAGAUAUGAACCUUGUUAGGGAAGAUGAUGGGGAAAGAGAGGAAGCUAAAGAAUCACUGUUCACAAAAGGACAAUCAAAAAGAAUUUGGAAUGAGCUUUACAAGAGGCGAUGGUCAGCGCAUCAGUGUUGGUGGGCUCUUGAGUGGCUCAAAAGCCCGAUUCUUGAGUGGCAAUCUUUGUUGCAGCUGGAACAGAUUCGCCUCGGCCCUGGCCUUCAUCUCAGCCCUGUGAGCCCCGUCCUUCACACCCCGACGCCAGGCUUCCCGGUCUGUCGCAAGGAUCUCCCAGGUGUUGGGGAUGAUUUCAGUGAGUUGCAGGUCAUGCUUGCAAACGUCCUUGAAGCGAAGGAGUGGUCGGCCCGUGCGUCGGACGCCCUCUCGCAGUACCCCAUAAAGGAUUUGUCUUGGCAAGCGACCGGGGUCCAUACGGUGUACAUGGCCAAGCCACCGUCAUUGUUCCACACUCUUUUGUUGAGUUUGGCCAUUACUCCCGCUGCCUUGGCAAUCCUUGAGCUGAUCUCGACGUCUAGUGAUGCCUUGUUUGAUACUGUGGACCCUAGACAUGGCCGAGUCGUAAAUAGCAUCCCGGAGGUGACACCAUUUGGCAUCCGCGACAUCGGUUGUAGGCUGGUUGGCAAGUUUUUCCUGAAGGGUCUCGACGAAGCUCUGAGUCUUGGCUGGGUCGGCAGUAGCGCAGGUGUUGAUGCGGGGGCGACCCUUUGUCUUGGCGUGGUGGAUCUUACAAGGCUUCAGCCUGAUCUUGCUGCCAACAAGGGAGUGAUCUGUGUCACAGUCUGCGCUGUGAUAGCUUCGCGUGUGGAGGACGCUGCUGAGGUACUAGAUGCUCGUGAUCCCAUGGGAACACGUUCAUCUCAUAUUGAGUCCUUCAUGAAGAAAGAGAAACAGCAUAAACAUCUUAUUUUUGUUUUGAACAAGUGUGAUCUGGUGCCAACCUGGGUAACGCAAAGAUGGGUGACAGUCCUGUCUGCAGAUCAUCCUACUCUUGCCUUCCAUGCAAGUGUUACAAAUCCAUUUGGCAAAGGGGCUCUGAUCAACCUACUCAGACAGUUUGCAAAGCUUCACACUGACAAGAAGGAAAUAAGUGUUGGCGUUAUUGGUUACCCUAAUGUCGGGAAGAGUUCCAUCAUAAACACAUUGAGAGCCAAGAAAGUCUGUAACGUGGCACCAAUUGCUGGGGAAACCAAGUCAUUCAACUGGGAUAGCACAACUAUUAAGUUUGGGAUGCAUGGGCCAGUCUGA